Molecule: messenger RNA, 1828 nt
Organism: Mucor mucedo
Lineage: Eukaryota; Fungi; Mucoromycota; Mucoromycetes; Mucorales; Mucoraceae
Exons: 6
Coding region: 64-1674 (536 amino acids)
Molecular function (GO): NADH dehydrogenase activity
Source: RefSeq, a predicted model, not a curated record
CUUUCUUCCUGUUUUACUUAGUUUACAAAAAAACACCAAAAAUAUCUCUUUUCUAUAAGCCAGAUGCAGUCUCUCUCAAAAACUUUAGGAGGUGCUAUUGUUCGUAAUAGUACGAGAUUAUCUUACAGACAAUCUCGGGUUCCCCAAAGACGUUGUUACGUGUCAGAACCUUCCACGACCACUGUUGCUGUAAAGAAAUUAACAAAAUGGUCGAUAUUGAAAAAUAGUGCUAAAUUGGGUCUCGUAGCUGGUAUUGCUUAUGGAUGCUAUGAAAUGUAUGUUCAGCGUCAUCCACACGUGCAAAAUGAAAUGGAUCCGGAAAAAAAGACAAUUGUAAUUUUAGGUAGUGGUUGGGCAAGCACUUCGUUUUUGAAGGAUAUCGACACUGAUGAUUACAAUGUGGUUGUUGUUUCCCCUCGUAAUUACUUUCUUUUUACUCCCUUACUUCCUGAAACUACAGUCGGUACUAUUGAUAUCCGAUCAGUGAUUGAACCAACACGUUUCAUUGCUCGUCACAAGUCUAGAACAGUUAAUGUUAUUGAAGCCGAGUGCACACAGAUUGAUCCUGAAAAAAAGCUUAUUACCAUUGCAGAUAAUUCUGAUGUCAAAGGGAAUCAUGCCACAAGUACAUUGUCCUACGAUUACUUAGUUGUUGGAAUUGGUGCUAUGAGUGCAACAUUCGGUGUAAAGGGUGUAGAAGAAUAUGGUUGUUUUCUAAAGGAGGUUUGGGAUGCUCAAAAGAUUAGAACAAAAUUAAUGGAUUGUAUUGAGACUGCUGCAUUUCCUAACCAAACCCCAGAAGAAAUCGAUCGUCUAUUACACAUGGUUGUGGUGGGUGGCGGUCCUACGGGUAUAGAAUAUGCUGCCGAGCUUCAUGAUUUUCUCGUAGAUGAUUUAACUGCGUGGUAUCCCGAGUUGGCUGGGAAGGUGAAGAUUACUUUAAUUGAAGCUCUUCCGAACGUGCUACCUGCUUUUUCCAAAAAAUUGAUCGACUAUACCGAAUCUACUUUUAAGGAACAAAACAUUUCUAUUCAUACACAAACAAUGGUCAGAGAGGUUCGUGAAAAAGAUAUUGAAGUCAAGCGCCCUGAUGGUACUGUGGAUAAUAUUCCUUAUGGUCUCUUAGUCUGGGCAACGGGUAAUACAGCUCGACCCUUAAUUCGCGAUUUAAUGCAAAAGUUCCCUGAAACACAACUAGUCCGUCGUGGUCUUGCCGUAGAUGAAUGGUUGCGCCUUGAUGGUUCUCAAGACAUAUAUGCGUUAGGUGAUGCCACUGCUACGAGAUAUGCCCCAACUGCUCAAGUUGCUGCUCAGCAAGGUAAAUAUCUUGCUCGUCUUUUUAAGCAAUUGGCCAACCGCGAUGCACUUGAGCUUGAGCUUGAAGAUGCUUCUGAUGAAGAAAAAGUUAAAAAAGAACGUAAAUUACGAAAGAUUAAAGAUAUCAGGCCUUUCCAGUAUUCACAUCAAGGCUCCCUUUGCUAUAUUGGUUCUGACAAGGCUGUUGCUGAUUUGCCUUUCGGUCCGGGUGGUAACCUUGCUUCAGGCGGUGUUGCUACGUUCGCUUUCUGGAGAUCUGCAUAUAUUUCAAGUCUCUUUUCUACCCGUAACCGGGCUUUGGUUAUUACAGAUUGGUUAAAAAAGACUGCAUUGGGUCGUGAUAUUUCCAGAGAAUAACUCAGAACAGUUUAAGCUUCACCAGUCAUAAUCAUAUUCCAACCCUUACCAUAUUUAUGUAUCACUCAUUUUUUCAAAUAAAUACCAACUCAAACACUCGAUAUUACCCACGAUAUAAUGACUAAUUACAAUUGGCCCUGAUCCAGUUGUAGCU